CGCCAUCUUGCUUGAUUCUCUUUGGAAGAAAAAAACAAUUAUGGCUUCUCUUUUCUUGUCGAGAAAGCUUUUAUGUGAAAUUCCUAAAGCAAAUUAUUAAAUGCACUAAUAACGAGUAAACAUAGUAGUAAAAAUAGUAUUUAUCCAUUUUAGGGUCUAUGUUUGAAAUCAUAAGUGAGGGAACCAGCACAUUUAAGGUCAUCAGAUUCAAUACCAAAAGGAAAAUUACAUGCAUUUUGCUGUCUCAUAGGACCUGUUAUGGCAACCCCGAAUAGCUACAAACCGAACACAUCAAUGUCGAUGCCAAGUCCACAAGGCAACCCGCACUACAUGAUUGCGGGCCCCCCCAUGAGUUUCGGUAUGAUGAAAGGCGGUAUGAAUGCACCGCCGCACCAUAACCAAUACCAGUACCACCCGCAAUACCAGGGUGGUCCGAUGGGUCACCCGGGGGGGUACGGGUGGCCGGCGACCCAACCGCAACAGGCCCGUUUCGGUGCAGAGAGUGCGCGGCGCUCCGCUGCCGGCGGCGCCGGCGCCGCGGCCCCGGGCAAGGACGACAAGACCAGCCCCUUUGUGUCCACUUUGCAUUCCCAUCCGGGGUUCCAACCGCAGAAGAUUGGCAAGGGAGCUGGAGCGGGAGCUGGUCUGCCCAAACCGCCGAAACCGCCAGAAAAACCCUUGAUGCCGUACAUGAGGUACUCCCGCCGCGUCUGGGACAGCGUGAAGGCGGCCCACCCUGAUCUGAAGCUGUGGGAGAUCGGCAGGAUCAUCGGGGGAAUGUGGAGGGACCUGCCUGAGGCCGACAAGGCUGGCUUUGUUGAGGAGUAUGAAGCAGAGAAGACGGAGUAUGAAAAGACGUUAAAAACAUACCACAACUCGCCUGCAUACCUGGCAUAUGUCGCGGCGAAAAAUAAAGCUGUAGCAGUAGGUAACUUGGAGGACGACAGUUCAAGCAAAAAGGGGGCUUCUCAGAAAGAUCAACAACAGCAGGAUAGGAGGAUUGACAUACAGCCCGCUGAAGAUGAAGAAGAUCAAGACGAAGGGCUAUCGGUGAAGCACGUGGCGUACGCGCGCUAUCUCCGCAACCACCGGCUGAUCAACGAGAUAUUCUCCGACACCGUCGUGCCCGACGUGCGCUCCGUCGUCACCACAGCGAGGAUGCAGAUCUUGAAGAAACAAGUGCAGUCGCUGACGAUGCACCAGAAGAAGCUUGAAGACGAACUGCAGCAAAUAGAAGAGAAAUUCGAGAACAAGAAACGAAAGUUUAUUGAGAGCAGCGAGACAUUCCAAGAAGAGCUGAAGAAGCACUGCAAGCCGGCCGUUGAUGAAGAAACUUUUGGCCGUAUGGUGGAACGGGCGUUGGAACAGAUGCGACGAGGCGUCAACCCCGCCACACAGCCGCUCACGCUUAGCUCUUUGGCCGAGAGGAAAGAUGAGCCGAUGGACCAGGAUCAGAACCAAAUCAAGAGCGAAUCAAACGGACCCAACCCUCCCACUCAGGUGGACAAAGUGUCCACCACUGAAGUGAAGCCUGACGGGAACGUCACCACGGAGCUGAACAAACCCGAGGCAGAGGUCAAGAAGGAGGAGAAUGGGGCCAGCGGACCCGAGAGCGAAGGCGAGCGCAAGGAAGACAAACCGAAGCCCGAGCUGAAGGAGGCGCCGCCCGCCGCCGCCUCGCCGCCGCACCACCCCAUGAUGAUGCCCCCGACACCGGGCGCGCCCCCGCACGCGCCCCCGCACGGCGCCCCCCCGCCGCCAGGCGGGUACGGGUACGGCGCGCGGUACUACGGCGGGUACGGGUUCCCCGGGUACCCCCACUACUACCACGACCACUACCAUCUACAACAACAACCGCCGCCCGCGCACCACGACAAGCCGGAGGAGCCGCCAGCCAAGAAAGAGAGCGAAUGAUUGUCACCCAAGCGCGUCGUGAAGCGCAGGCGCAAGUCCGCCUCCAGCGACGCGCACUGAAACUGUCAUCAGCCUGACCCCUCGUUCGCACGAGCGAUGGAAAAACGCACAACGUUGGCGGUUUUUAUCGCUUUCGAUAUAAAUGUCUAUAAAGAGUAGAAAAUAAAUAAGGGCACUGUGUACUCUUGGAUGGCGGCAACACUGGGCAUUUAUAAACCAGUUUUGACCGAUAUUCGUUAGAAUAUAUUUUCUAUUCUUUAAUAAAUAUACUGAAAGUAAAAGACUUCACGUCGCGAUGUAAAAACGCUGUCGUGUUAACACGGUUUUUAACUCGCGUUGAAAAUGCGCUCGUGUGUUUGAGGGGGGAUAGUUCUGAAUCUUAAAUUAUUCAUUACAAAUGACCAUGAAAGGUUAGAUAGCUCCAAGAAUAAUAUAAUAUCACUUUUAUCCCUAUAGAGCCGAGACUUAGCGAAAUUCAAAGGAAGGUUUAUUAUAGGAAUUGCGAUUUAGAAAUAGUGAUAGGUUGCUAUCCCUUCGGCCAUGAGAAUUGAACAUUUAACAGUGGAAAAUGAACAUUAUUAGCUUUUGACAUAAAUGUACGUCAAAUAUUUUUACAUGUAGUAUUCAUAAGUGGACAUCGAGAAUAUUUUCCGGAUUGAGCUAUCUAUUAUGGACCUCUGUGAAGUGAUAAAAUUAAUAACAUUAUAUUAUAGUGGUGUUGUAUGUAAAUUCCAUUCAUAUUUUGUAUAAUCGAUCCUAGCGCUGAAUUAGCAUUAGUUGUAUUUGUAUGAAUGAUGUAUGGGAAAAUAAAUAUAAUUAAUUUUA
Molecule: messenger RNA, 2739 nt
Organism: Plodia interpunctella (Indianmeal moth)
Lineage: Eukaryota; Metazoa; Arthropoda; Insecta; Lepidoptera; Pyralidae
Gene: Bap111
Product: Brahma associated protein 111kD
Exons: 16
Coding region: 259-1914 (551 amino acids)
Biological process (GO): negative regulation of DNA-templated transcription
Cellular component (GO): SWI/SNF complex
Molecular function (GO): nuclear receptor binding; nucleosomal DNA binding
Source: RefSeq, a predicted model, not a curated record